Molecule: messenger RNA, 1801 nt
Organism: Trichoderma reesei QM6a
Lineage: Eukaryota; Fungi; Ascomycota; Sordariomycetes; Hypocreales; Hypocreaceae
Exons: 4
Coding region: 119-1756 (545 amino acids)
Biological process (GO): cytoplasmic translational initiation
Cellular component (GO): eukaryotic translation initiation factor 2B complex; guanyl-nucleotide exchange factor complex
Molecular function (GO): guanyl-nucleotide exchange factor activity; translation initiation factor activity
Source: RefSeq, a predicted model, not a curated record
CCUUCUUUGGCGGGCCAUUUCUCAGAGUCUCGAACCAGUGUAAUAGUCCGAGCCAUCACAUCGCCAUAGGCCUUCAUCUGCUCGAACUCUUCGUCACAGAAGCAGACACCCCGCCACGAUGCCUCACGCCUUGUCGAUGGCCUCGACUGGCCUUCAAGCCCUCAUCCUCUGCGGGCCGGGCUCGUCAUUUCCGACCUUCACUUCCAACCCCGAUGAGAACCCAAAGGCGCUGCUGCCCAUUGCCAACCGGCCCAUGGUGUGGUACCCCAUUGACUUUUGUCUCCGAACCGGCAUCACAAGCAUAACCCUCAUCUGUCCUCCAUCAGCCUCAAAAGCCCUGACAGCCGCCCUCAACACCAACCCCUAUCUCACGGCCUUGCCGCUGCCACGGCCCGAUGUCUUGGCCCCAGCUGACCUGGACCAAAACACGGGCACCGCCGAGAUACUGCGACUUCCCGAGGUCAGAGAGCUCGUCACCGGCGACUUCAUUGUCUUGCCGUGCGAUCUCGUCUCCGAGCUCGCCGGUGAGCAGCUGCUCCAGGCUUGGAUGGUCAAGUCCGCCAGCCUCACCGGCCUCCUCGGGGCGAAGCAGCUCUCCAACGGCCACCAGACCAAAUACAGCGGCGGUCUCGGCGUGUGGUACAACACGAAAGCCAGUGCUCCCGUCAAGGGCGAGGAGACGGAUUUCAUCGCCACGGCCCCUUUACCCACCUCUUCCACUGCUCCUCCCAAGGGAUCAAUCUUCCAGAACUUGUCAAAGCUGGUGUACUCCAUGCCCACCGAUUCCUUCAACGACCUCACGGAAGAGAGGAAAGCCAUCCCGAUCCGCCACGGUCUGGUCAAGGCCAACCCCCGGGUGCGCAUGUACACAACCCACAGGGACGCUCACAUUUACAUUUUCCCCCGAUGGGUCCUGGAUUUCAUCAAGAAGAACGAGCGACUGGAGAGCAUCGGCGAAGACGUCGUGGGCUGGUGGGCCAAGGCCGGCUGGCAAACCGGGCUGGCGGACAAGCUCUCGUUUGGCGAGGUCUGUCGCAGCGGCGGUGACGAGGACGAGGACGGGUCUGAGCUGGAAGGCCGCUCAUCGCCCGCCGAAUCCGCGCCCGGAAACCAAGAGAACGCGAGGGACGCCGUUUCCUCAGCAGCAACGGGCUCCAAGUUUGAGCCUCCGUCUAUCCUGGCCUACAUUCACUCUCAAAAGGACCAAGCCACCGGCUCAAUACUGCGCCGCGUCGAUACCGCACAGCUGCUGCUCGCCAUUUCCCUUCAGCUCGCCAAGCUCCCCUCCAUCGAGGAGGAUCCCGAGAACCCCUCGCCCUUUGCUCACCCCAAGAAGGUCGCGUACCCCGAAGGCGUCAAGCCCCGCACCACCAUCACCAAGCAGGACAGCCUGAUUGCGGAGAACGUCACCGUCGAGGAGAAGACGUCCAUCAAGGAGACGGUCGUUGGUGCGGGCUGCCAGAUCAACGAAGGAGCCAAGCUGUCUCAGUGUCUUUUGAUGGAAGGCGUGGUUGUCGGAAAGGGAUGCAAGCUCACGAGGUGUAUCCUCGGCAAGCGGUGCAUCAUUGGAGCAGGUUCCGUUCUUACAGACUGUGAGGUACAAGAGAACCUCAUCGUCGAGCCUCGCACCGAGGACAAGGACAACAAACUCAUGAGCUCCGAGGGCCUCGAGGCUACUGAGGCGGAAAUGGAGGAGGUGUUGCAGGAAAUGGAGGACGAAGUCGCCGCCACGGGAGAGGAUGUAGACAUGGAAUAGUUGAUUCAGAACUUGAAUAGAAAACAAGUAAAAUGGUUUCACAUC